Messenger RNA from Syngnathoides biaculeatus (alligator pipefish), 1973 nucleotides. It is a transcript of the gene cxadr, whose product is annotated as CXADR Ig-like cell adhesion molecule. Bases 220 to 1341 code for a protein of 373 amino acids. The record is from RefSeq and is a predicted model, not a curated record. NCBI's taxonomy places the organism in Eukaryota, Metazoa, Chordata, Actinopteri, Syngnathiformes, Syngnathidae. Gene Ontology annotation, biological process: homotypic cell-cell adhesion. The transcript has 7 exons. Gene Ontology annotation, cellular component: intercalated disc; basolateral plasma membrane; bicellular tight junction. Gene Ontology annotation, molecular function: cell adhesion molecule binding.
GUGCACCUGCAGAGAGGAGGAGGAGGACGUGGACGUGGAGGAGGACGACGAGGAGGAGAAGAAGGAGGAGGAGCGGCCUGGUCUCGAUGCUUGCUUGGCGACCGCUGCCACCGCCUUCCUCUCUCGCUCGCUCGCUCUCUCGCUCGCUCUCUCUCUUUUCAAACACGCCACAAGUUUUCCCCAACCCAAGUUUCGCCGAAAGGACUUUAGACUGAAAAUAUGGAGGUACCGAACGCCUGCUUGUGCUUUUUGCUGCUGAGCCUUUUGGGAGAUUCGACUGGACUGGAGAUAACAUCCACAGGGCCGACAUCUAUUGAGAAAGCCAGUGGGGAAAGCGUAAAACUGGAUUGCAUGUUCAAUUUAAGCCCCGCGGAUUCUGGCCCACUGGAUAUUGAAUGGAGCCUGCUCUCCUCUGACAACCAGAAGGAAGACAAAGUGGUGAUCCUGUACUCCGGUGAUAGGGCCUAUGAGGACUACUAUGCCCCCAUGAAGGGUAGAGUUUACUUCAACUCUGCUGACCCCAAAAACGGGGACGCCUCCAUCAACCUGACAGGCCUGAAGUCAUCGGACUCUGGCACGUACCAGUGUAAAGUGAAGAAGGUUCCUGGCAUUCACAGCAGAAAGAUGCGAUUGAUUGUCAUGGUGAAGCCAUCCAAGCCCAAGUGCUCUGCUGAAGGACUCACGCAGGAGGGUAAAGACAUUGUUCUUCGGUGUGCUUCAAACGAGGGCACCAAACCAUUGCACUAUAGCUGGGAGAAGACCACUGAUGGAAAGGUGCUGCCUGCUUCGGCUGUGAUGGACACAAAUGGAGGUACCCUUAAUGUGAGGAACGCAUCUGCCAGCGCAUCUGGCGCAUACCGCUGCACUGCCACCAACCGGGUCGGGACUGAAGAAUGUAUACUCCAUCUCAAUGUCACUCCUCCUCCCAAUACUGCUGGCAUCAUCGCAGGAGCCAUAAUUGCUGUACUGCUGAUCCUCAUCAUUAUUGCCAUCAUACUAUUCUGCUGUUGCCGUGCCCGACACAGGAAGAAGUAUGAGAAGGAAAUCUGCAAUGAGAUAAGAGAGGACGUGCCGCCUCCCAAGAGUCGCGUGUCAACAGCGCGUAGCUUCACUGUGGGCAGCCAGCGCUCAUCUCUCGGCUCCAUGUCACCUUCCAACCUGCACGAGUACGCCCUGAAGCCCCAGUACGACAAGAUUCCCUCGUCGGAAGAAGACAGGCCCCCGAGCCACACCCCUUUGCCCCCGCCGACAGCUCCCAGGAUGGCGGGGCCCAACCUCAGUCGCAUGGGGGCCAUCCCUGUCAUGAUCCCUGCCCAGAACAGGGACGGCUCAAUCGUUUAACGUGGCCUCCUCCUGCAAAGGGGGACCGUACAUGAAAGGGCAGGGAAGAGAUGAAGGGAGGGGGUCAAAAGACACUGGAGAUGAAGCGAGAGCUUCCCUGACUUGCUCUUGCAUACAAAUCAGAACUUGCUCCUCCAAUGAACACCUGACUGCUGUGGUGCUGAGACAUGAAAUGCAUUUUACUGAAAUCACACCAGAGCACAGAGACUCUUUUUAUCAAUCACAAUUUAGAAACGUUAUCUAGUUGGCGCUGGAUUUAAACUUACUGUAUGUUCAGAACAGAUCCAAACCUUCAUUAUGAGUGCAUGUAAAUGGUUAAGUUCAGCUCUAUAGGAUUUCAUACCCUGGCCAAAUAUAUUUGGAGAAUGGGAUCAAGGAAUUAACAAAAUACAUAUGAAGAUCAAAUUUUUUUUUUUUUUUUACAACAAUGGAAUUGAAAAUGUUCAAUAUCUCGAUCACAACUUGCAGGUCUUUUUGCUAAUUUUUGUGUCAUUUCCAGCCAAAAGAUACUCCUGCGACGUGUUUUUGCCUGUGAAAAUUGUUUGGGAUUAACUGUAGAUGUACAGUAUGUAUGUCUGAAUUUGUAAAAUGUAUCACUUGUUUUUUUUUUUUUUGUUGUUGUUGUACUGCCU